This is a messenger RNA of Saccharomycopsis crataegensis, 1767 nucleotides long. RefSeq lists its product as uncharacterized. NCBI's taxonomy places the organism in Eukaryota, Fungi, Ascomycota, Saccharomycetes, Ascoideales, Saccharomycopsidaceae. The coding region runs from base 1 to 1767 and encodes 588 amino acids. The transcript has a single exon. The record is from RefSeq and is a predicted model, not a curated record. Gene Ontology annotation, biological process: DNA-templated transcription initiation. Gene Ontology annotation, cellular component: transcription factor TFIID complex. Gene Ontology annotation, molecular function: protein heterodimerization activity.
AUGUCAUCCAACAACAAUACUAAUCUGGGUGGUGGUUCCAAUGGAAGCGUUGCUAGCGGGGGCUCAUCAGCAGGCGCUGGCUAUGGUGGAAAUGGAAAUGGCAACAGCAGCAAUGGAGUUCCCAGUUCGGCAGUUGAUGAACUAUCUCCGCAAAAAUUACCAUAUGUCAUCAAGAGAUAUAAACAGGAAGUAACACUGGCCAAAAACAGUGCCCUUAGUGAUUCUCAAAAGGCCCUCCAUGCAAAGAAUGCAGAGAAAUUAAAGGCAUUGUUAGUGCAAUAUCAACGGGCCCAUCCUGAAAUUUUUGCAACAGUUCUUUCCAACAAGAACAUGGCAAGUUCCUCACACCCAAGCAAUAACACACAAUCACAUGGCGGAACUCCUGUCAGUACUUCUGCUAUCCCUUCGAGCUCUGUGUCUCCUGUUUCGACCCCAUCAUAUUUACAAAACUCAAACUCCAGAUCAGCGAGUGGUAGUGUGCCCCCAAGCACUCUUACUUCAAGUCUUUUGAGACCUGGAUCAAGCCCAUCGUUAACUGAAAAAAACAAGGAAAUAAUACAACGAUCAAAAGAAAUAUUGGAUCAGGAAUUGGAGAAAUACAACAAAUUGAAGGCUCAGCAUAGUAGAGUGACCGAAAACAUUCAAAAAAUCAACCAAAUUUUGGCAAACUCUGCCAAUGUUAUUGAUCAAGAAACAAAGGCCAAAGCAUUGAAUCAACAACGUGAGUACCAGGUAGAAUUUGAAAGAUUGAAGAAAGAAUUGGGCAACACGAGUAGCAAGAUGGAAAAACUUUUGAUGGCGCAUAGAGCAAUGACCGGUCAGAGUCCGAUUUCCAUUCCUCUGCAUUCUGCUAGUGGCGCUUCCCUUAAUAUUUCCAGUGGCGUUAACUCAGGGAUGAAUUUCACAAACACAAAUAGAAGUACGAUGGCAUCGAUGGUUCCUAUUGUCCCUAACUCCUCCAGCAUUAGUCAGACGAUAAGCCAUCAAACAAACCGACCAUUAUCUGCUGCAGCUGUUCGAUCUGAUUCAGGCCAACCAUUCUCAUUCAGUACUGUGAAUUCCAAUGCUGCGAUAAAUGCCAAUAUUAUCAAUAAUAACAAGAAUAACAUCAUCGCUGGCAAAAACACCAAUAAUAAUAUCAAACAUAAUAACAGUAAACCGCAAACCAUGUACAAUCAACAGCCAACCCAACAGUUACCUCCACAGUCAUUACACCAGUCACAUCCACAAAUACAGCAGAAACCUCCAACGCAAACACCAAAUAGCUCCGUAGCUCCUGUCCCAACUUCAAAUCAAGCCCCGGCAGCUCCUGCCUAUGCACCUUACAAUGCCCAACAGCCGAUUUUCUCAAAACCGCAGUUAAUGAAUUACUUGAAACAAAUUACCCUUGAAGAAAAGGUCUUGUUGUCAACAACUCUGGUAAAUAAUAAGGUAAUUGUCGACCCGGAUGUUGAGAAUUUGGCUGACGAAUUGAUCAAAGAUUUUCUCGAUGAGGUAAUUGAUUUCUCUUCGAAGCUUGCAAGACAUAGAAAUGCCAAGACUCCUAACAACCAAAAGAAUAACGAAAUGAAUCUCAGUGACUUGAAUCUAAACUUGGAACGGAAUUGGGGAAUAAUUGUUAAUGGGAACCCUGACGUGGGAACAAGUGGGAACAACGGUAGUGCCGUUAACUCGCUAGAAAGAAUAAGGAGAAGUAGAAAGAGAAAUUAUGCCCCAACAGAAACGUAUAUCAAUAAGUUACGAAAGGUCUACUCUAAAAAACCAUGA